CGGGGUUUGACUGUAUGCAUGCUGGUUAGCAUAAGAUUUUCCCGCUUCUUCUGUUUUCAACACUCACCCGCUCUCUGACGACAUGAACACCUCCGCGAAUCGAGUUUGUCGACACCUACUCGAAUUACGGCAAAUGUGCCAAACUCUCGCGCCACUCCCACAAACAUGAACUCCCUUCCCCCCUCGCACUGGCUCUACCCGGGCGCGCUCAACCAAUCCCUUAUCCUCGCUGAGAGGCAAAACCCAAACUCAAACUCCGGCUUCGAUGAAACCGAACUACUCAAAGCGGCCGCGGCGGAAGGAGCCAGGAGCAAGCCUGGUGAGUUUGGUAGCAAUGACGUCGAGGUGCAUGUCGGUGAUGUUAUAAUCCCGGAGUGGAGGGUAGAUAUGGAAGUUGGGAUGAGGACGGUGGAUUUGUAUUGUGCGGGAUGUAGGGGAGGGAAGGAGAAAUAUGGGAGAGGAGGGGUUUGGAGUGCUUGUGAUAAUUACACAUCCACCCUCACAUUCCCCUUCCACGACGCUGCCUCCUUCUCCCCACCCCGAACCCCCUACACUAUCCCCCCUCUCUCACAACUCCUAACGCUCCCAAACUCCACCGUCGCACUCUGCUUCUUCCGCCUCUCCGAUAAAAACGGGUUCAACACGAUGGACUUCUCGAUUCUCUUCCCAGUGCUACAAGAGCCGCGAUUUCCGCAUUAUAUGUUUCGUAUGGGAUCGCCAACGGGGUUGGCAGACACGAGUAUUGUAGCCACGAGCACGGCACCUGCGCUGAUUACCGGUGAUCAGUAUGAGGAAGGGAAAGGACUGAAUACUGGGAAGAUCGUGGCGGCUGUAUUGGGGGGGAUGGGCGCUGUUGUUUUAGGGGCGCUGUUGUAUUGGCUUUUCCUGAAAAGGAGAACGUGGAAGGAUGCCAAGGGUAUCAGAAGUGCAGAGAGUAGUCCAAAUAUGGCCACUGAACGGGGCGGGAU
Lindgomyces ingoldianus is the source of this 968-nucleotide messenger RNA. RefSeq lists its product as uncharacterized. The record is from RefSeq and is a predicted model, not a curated record. Lineage: Eukaryota; Fungi; Ascomycota; Dothideomycetes; Pleosporales; Lindgomycetaceae. The transcript has 2 exons. The annotation marks the transcript as partial.